Messenger RNA from Aspergillus mulundensis, 1521 nucleotides. RefSeq names its product hydantoinase/dihydropyrimidinase family protein. Gene Ontology annotation, molecular function: hydrolase activity, acting on carbon-nitrogen (but not peptide) bonds. Gene Ontology annotation, cellular component: cytoplasm. NCBI's taxonomy places the organism in Eukaryota, Fungi, Ascomycota, Eurotiomycetes, Eurotiales, Aspergillaceae. The record is from RefSeq and is a predicted model, not a curated record. The transcript has 3 exons. Bases 1 to 1521 code for a protein of 506 amino acids.
AUGGCCGACAUCGAGCUCAUCAUCACAAACGCGACCAUCGCAACAGCCUCAGACACCCUCCCAAACACCGACAUCGCCAUCUCGCACGGCAAGAUCUUCCUGCUGGGCCAAAACCUCCCCGCCCUCUUCCCAACCGCACCCACCCUCUCCGCCGACGGCGCCUACGUCCUCCCCGGCGGCGUCGACAGCCACGUCCACCUGCAACAAGACAACAGCCCAACAGGCGAUACGUGGGAAACCGGCACGCGCUCCGCAAUCGCCGGCGGAACAACAACAGUCCUCGCCUUCGCGUCGCAAAAACGCACAGACGAGUCCCUCUUCCCUGUGGUAGAAGAAUACCACCGGCGCGCGCGCGGAAACGCCCACUGCGACUACGGGUUCCAUCUCAUCCUCUCCAAUCCAACGCCGCACAUCCUGGAAAAUGAACUGCCUAUCCUCGUCAAAGAAGAGGGGAUCUCGAGUGUGAAGCUAUACAUGACAUACCAGCCCAUGCGCCUCCGGGACUCCGAACUCCUAGACGUCAUGGGCACCACGCGGUCUCUAGGAAUGACAACGAUGAUCCACGCCGAAAACGCCGACAUGAUCGACUGGAUGACUCGACGCCUGGAAGCGCGCGGGCAUGUCCAGCCAUACGCGCACGCAUUAGCCCGCCCCAACAUCGCCGAGGACGAGGCGACGUACCGCGCGCUCAGUCUAGCGCAACUCGCCGACGUCCCGAUAUUGAUCGUGCACAUGAGCUCCGCCGUUGCAGCGGGACAUGUCCGGCGCGCGCAGACGAAGCUGCUCCCCGUGCAUGCGGAGACGUGUCCGCACUACCUGUUCUUCACGGCGGAGAAGUUGCGCGGCGAGGGGUUCAGCGGUGCGAUGUGUGUUUGCUCUCCGGCGUUGCGGGAGAGUGCCAUGGAUCUCGAUGCCAUGUGGGAUGGGCUGGUGAAUGGGACGUUUACGACGUUUAGUAGUGACCAUGCGCCGGCGAAAUACGACCACCCGCUCGGCAAGAAAAAGGGCACGGAGACAUUCACACAGAUCCCGAACGGAUUGCCCGGUCUCGAAACGCGCAUGCCCUCGCUUUUCUGCGCGGGCGUGUUGACGGGGCGACUGAGCGUGCAGAAAUUCGUCGAGCUGACGGCGUCAAACCCCGCGAAGCUGUACGGGCUCUCUGAUACCAAGGGGACGAUUGCGCCGGGGUACGACGCGGACUUGGUGAUCUGGUAUCCGACGCCCGAGCAGGCGGAGGCAUUCGCUGAGAAGACCGGCAAGACGACCGGGAGCAAAGGCAUGACGCCGUUCAAGCUGAGCAACGCCAUGCUGCACCACGACAUCGACUACACGCCGUUCGAGGGCAUGGAGUUCACCAACUGGCCGCGGUAUACGAUAUUGCGCGGCAAGGUCGUGUAUGAUCGCGAUGGGGCGGGCGUUGUGGGCGUCAGGGGGGACGGCGGGUAUUUGAAGCGCGGGCGGAGCACGUUGAGUCGGCCGAGGGGUGUGUUUGUGAAUGAGUUUGAUCCGUAUGCGACUUAA